Molecule: messenger RNA, 864 nt
Organism: Quercus lobata
Lineage: Eukaryota; Viridiplantae; Streptophyta; Magnoliopsida; Fagales; Fagaceae
Exons: 3
Coding region: 1-864 (287 amino acids)
Source: RefSeq, a predicted model, not a curated record
AUGACUACCAAAUUCAACAAGGACAUGUAUGCCAAAAUGAGAGCCAAGAAGGAUGAACCCUUGGCUAGCAUCGGCAAGAAAGUAGUUCGUGUGACGGGGAAGGGUUCGUCCGCCGUGGAUGCUACUCCGAUUGUCCCGGGGGUAGAGGGUGUCCGAGUAGCUUCGCCUGCCACUUCCGUCGAGGAAAUCCCCACUCCGUCAUCAAAGAGGCCGAGGAUUUCAGCCAAGGACAAAGAGAAGGAGAAAACAGGCUCGUCCAUAUUUGAUGACGAGGGUGUGGCUGUAGAGCGGGCACACAACAUUGUGAAAGCUGAGGACCUGAAAGUCUUUUCUGGGGUUCCUGUCAAUGUCGUCGCGAGUCAGCACGUCCACAAGAUAAUGCAGGUGUUGGGGGAGAGUCUCCAUCUGGCUUCUGAGUGUCUUACUCAGGAGGCUAGGGUGGCCUCCUUGACCUCUAGGAUGGAGGCUCUGGAGAAGGAGAAUUCAGCUUUGAAGAAGGACCUUAUACAGUCGAUGGACGAGUCUGCUACCUUGAAGGAGAAGGUCAAGGCUCUUAACUCUGACUUAAGGGUUGAGCGUCAGCUGAAUCUGGAGAAGGAUGACCAGCUUCAGGCAACCAAGGAGAAAUUGAAGACAGUUGCUGCCAGUUGGUACUUCAAGGGAUUCGAACUCCUCCGCCGGUACCUCGUCAAGUACCCCACAGGGGUUGAUCUGCCAAGUCUAGAUCUAGAAGUGGUGGAUCAAGUGAUGGCUGCUGACGAGGCUGCCCAACCUUCUGCUCCUGACAGUGAUGCCCCUGCUGCUGACGAUGCUCCUCCGGCUGCUGCUAAUACUGUUACUGACGCCCCAGACGCCCGAGCCUGA